Messenger RNA from Tuber aestivum (summer truffle), 2814 nucleotides. The record is from the annotation of a GenBank genome assembly. Lineage: Eukaryota; Fungi; Ascomycota; Pezizomycetes; Pezizales; Tuberaceae.
GGUGUCGUGCUGAGCGGCCUCGGGGGGUUUGAUGGGCUUCGCUGCAAGUACUCGUAACAAGUGGAUGGGAAGGGAAUGGGGAGAAGAAGGUUUGCAAGGAAGCUUGUAAGAAAUACGGUAGUCUAGGUCUGCUGCCGGUCGUCCACAUGUGUCAGAGGUAUUGUACCGUGCAUCUGUCUAGUUCCACGGGUCCGUGAGUGAUAGGGAUAUUACCCCCUUCAAUCCUCUAUUCUGGGCUUCCCUCCUUCUCUCUUUUUCCACUGCUCUUCCUCUCUUCCUCUUCUACUUCGUGACGCGCUCCAUAAUUUCUUCGAGGAGUGGAGCGGUUGAUUUACACCUGUAAGCCCACGAAAAUCACAACAAACAAACCCGGCAUACACAAACGGGGGCAAGCAUGGCUGCCACCCAAGACCUCAUCAAGGACGCUCAAGUUCUCGGCCAUGUACAGGACCCUCACCGCAAGAUCCUUACGAAAGAAUGCUGUGCAUUCCUGGUUACUCUUCAUAGAACGUUCAAUGCUACUCGAAAGCAGCUCCUCCACAGACGUGUGCUCCGUCAAGCCGAGAUUGACAAGGGAGUCCUCCCCGACUUUCUGCCGGAGACGAAGCACAUUCGUGACAAUGAUACCUGGCGUGGAGCUGAUCCUGCGCCCGGCUUGGUGGAUCGUAGGGUGGAGAUUACGGGGCCCAUUGACAGGAAGAUGGUUGUUAAUGCUUUGAAUGCGGAUGUCUGGACUUAUAUGGCGGAUUUUGAAGGUAUGGAGUUUGCCAUGCUAGAGUAGAGGGGAGGGGGGAGAGUGGCUCGGUAACGUGGUGGAACAACUGUGGGGCGUGGCUAAUAUCUGCGUCAUAGAUUCUAACUCGCCAACAUGGGAUAACGUGAUUAACGGGCAGGUCAACUUGUACGACGCCAUCCGUCGGCAGGUUGAUUUUAAGCUCAACGGGAAGGAUUACAAGCUUCGCACUGAUCGUCCCCCGCCAACCCUGAUCGUUCGGUAUGUUCUUCACUGUCUCCCGCACCGCCACCCUGCUUCUCUGAUGAACAUCAUUACCAACGCAUCCUAGUCCUCGUGGCUGGCAUCUUGACGAGAAGCACUUUGUCGUCGACGGGGAGCCAAUCUCCGGCGGUCUCUUCGACUUUGGGUGUUACUUUUUCCACAAUGCUAAACAGUUGGUCCAGAAUGGCCACGGGCCGUACUUCUACCUGCCAAAGAUGGAAUCGCAUCUUGAGGCCAGGUUAUGGAACGAUGUGUUCAACCUCUCUCAGGAUACUGUUGGAAUCCCAAGGGGUACUAUUCGUGGCACCGUGUUGAUCGAGACCAUCCUGGCUGCUUUUGAAAUGGACGAGGUGGGAAAAGUGAUAUUCUGUAAAAGUUGGGGACAGUUACUCACGAGACGAUAGAUCAUAUAUGAAUUGCGACAGCACAGCUCCGGUCUCAACUGCGGUCGUUGGGAUUACAUCUUCAGCGUGAUCAAGAAGUUCAGGAAUAACCCACAAUUCGUGCUCCCGGAUAGAAGCGCUGUUACCAUGAGUGUGCCAUUUAUGGAGGCGUAUGUCAAGUUGUUGAUUAAGACAUGUCACCGUAGGGGUGUUCAUGCCAUGGGAGGAAUGGCUGCACAGAUUCCUAUCAAGGAUAAUGAAGAGGCCAACAAGAAGGCCAUGGCUGGUGUCUAUGCUGAUAAGCUGCGAGAGGCUAGGGCCGGUCAUGAGUAUGUUUCCUCCGUCCGACUCUCCUGAAGGGACCCACUAACGGGCUUUAUAGUGGAACUUGGUAUGCCUGAAAACCCCGAGCGAUCUGACAUGAUUAUGUAGCGGAGGGAUACCACUCAUAAAAACGGCCAUAUAAUGCACCGAAAUUUGUAGACUCGGUACUAACCAACAGAGUGAAUAGGGUCGCCCACCCCGCCCUCGCAAAGAUCGCAUCUGAGGUUUUCAACAAGCACAUGCCAACCCCCAACCAGAUCUUCAAGCGCAAGGAGGAAGUCUCUAUAACAGCAAUGGACCUUCUCAACAUGAACAUGCCAGGCACAAUCACCGAGGAGGGGAUCCGCAAGAACCUCGAAAUCGGCGUUGGAUACAUGGAAGGUUGGCUCCGUGGCGUCGGGUGUGUACCAAUAAACUACCUGAUGGAGGACGCCGCAACCGCUGAAGUCUCCCGCUCUCAAGUAUGCCCUCAUAUCUCCCUCCCUCCCCCUCCCACUUUCUUCGAGGCCAUAAACUAACAUGUCUGCAGCUCUGGCAGUGGGCCAAACACGGCGUGAGCACCAUCGAAGGCAAGAAGGUCACCAAAGAACUGAACCUCCAACUCCUCAAGGAGGUCACGGAAAAACUCGCCGGCAAAGCCCCCGCUGGGAGCAAGUACCACCUUGCAGCGCGCUACUUCGCGACCCAGAUCACCGGGGAGGACUAUGCGGAUUUCCUUACCACAUUGCUCUAUAACGAGAUUGUAACGGUGGGUGGCGUUGCCGCGAGACUUUGAUUACCCUCCUUCCUUCCUUCCUGCUCUUGCUUUCUUUGGAGUUGGGGAGAGUGGUUGUGGGAUUGGUUGGAUGGAGAGUUUGUACGAUUUGGGAAAAACAAGAAUACGACAGGCCAGGCGGAGGGCAUAGUAUCCCGAUACCAGACUGGGACUGCGAUUUUGCUUGCGAUUGAUGGAAUUUUUCUUCUUUUCUUUUCUUUCUACCGGGGUCUGAUUUUUAUUAGGCUCAGGGUUCUUCUACAAGUACUUCGGUGCUUUAAGAUGAAUGGACAGGGGUGGGGUGGGGGGCUAAUAUACUUGUACCGGUACGAGUACCGGUAAUUGGGUUUGUUGUU